AUGGAAACUGAAAACGUCUCCAAAGAUCCACCACUUCAUCUGGAGAGCAUUAUCAGGAUCUCUGCUGCAACAUCGGUGGAGAAAGCCCUAGAAGAAGCUGAGAUUUGGAACACGGUGAAUGAAAGCCACAACGCUACAGCCCCUCCUGUUACCGCACCUCCCAGCCUGUCGGCUGUUGCAUGGAACAAGCCUGAUGUAGGUAUAGUGAAAUGUAACAUUGGCAGUUCCUGGGUGGCGAAUGGCUCUAUCAGUGGCUCUAGCUGGAUAACAAGAGAUCAUCAAGGACAAAGCUUACAUCACAGUCGUCGUGCAUAUCCUUUUUCUCCUACAAAGAGAAGGGCUGAUCUAUUAUCUCUUCUAUGGGCUGUUGAAAGCAUGGUCAACAUGAAACAAAGGAACGUCCUCUUUGAAUCAUCAUCCAUUGAGCUGAGGGAAACGCUUUUAUAUCCUGAUCGCUUCCCAGAAGUGCAUGACCUACUUGACACUCUAGCUGGCUUACUACCACGUUUGGGUACAUGGUCUUUGUGCUACAUAUGGAGAAGCAGAAACAAUGUGGCUACUUCCAUUGCUGUCACCAUUAUAAGAGACCACCGUACCCAAUCCUAUGUGGCUCAGGGCGCCCCUUUCUGGCUCCGCGAGAUGGUGCAUCAAGAAUCUUUAGGAGCUUAA
Molecule: messenger RNA, 669 nt
Organism: Raphanus sativus (radish)
Lineage: Eukaryota; Viridiplantae; Streptophyta; Magnoliopsida; Brassicales; Brassicaceae
Exons: 2
Coding region: 1-669 (222 amino acids)
Molecular function (GO): nucleic acid binding; RNA-DNA hybrid ribonuclease activity
Source: RefSeq, a predicted model, not a curated record